Molecule: messenger RNA, 2721 nt
Organism: Diversispora eburnea
Lineage: Eukaryota; Fungi; Glomeromycota; Glomeromycetes; Diversisporales; Diversisporaceae
Source: the annotation of a GenBank genome assembly
GUUGAUGACUUGGGUAAUUUGGAUUAUAAUUUACCGGAAAUAAAAAAUUUAUCAUGGAACAUUCCAGAAAAUCGAGAAUUAGAUAGCGGAGAAUGGCUUAAUUCAAUUUUAUGGGAUGAAAAUGAAGAUCAAGCACCAUUUGCAAGAUUGACUUUAGAUAUGAAUGAUCCAAAUAUGUUAUUUAAUUAUUCUUAUAACAGUGAUUUACCAAAUAUUCAACAUAUUCAAAAUAUACAACAUACAUAUUUUGAUAUACAUGAAAAAUAUGUUAGGUCAGCUUCUGUUGAUGAUAAUUUAAUUAGUAUAUGGAAUAUUGAUGAUGAACAACAACAACAAAGGGAUUUCACCAGAAGAUUACAUUCUGGUCAAGUUUUUAUUCAUCAUUCUUUGCCCGCACUUCAAUUACAUCCUCAAUACUUUAAGACAAAAUUCACUAAAUCAGAUAUCCGAGCAUCACAUCGACCAGCAAUACAAUUUCCUCUUAAUCAAGAAAUUCGUUUUAGUAGAAUUAAAAAAUCCCAUAAAAAAAAGAAAAAUCGUAAAGUUCGUGAAGUAAUGCGAAAACCUAAAGAAUUAUCAUUAAAAGAGAAUAAUAAUUUUGAAGAAUAUCCUCCAAUUCUUUCUAAUGUUGGUAUGGGAAGUUUGCUUCUUAAUUAUUAUCGAAAAAGGGAUUCAAAUGAUUCAUUCGUUCCUCGGCUUGAUAUCGGUGAUCCAGUUAUACUUGAUGUAAUGGAUGAAUCACCUUUUAUGAAUUUUGGAAACGUCGAACGAGUUGGACAAACAUUUCCUAUGCAAGAAGUUCCAUCUCCACCGUCAAGAAAAGCAAAGACUACUGCAAAUAAUAGGAUUCAAGUAGCUGCUUAUAGACUUAUGAGGAAAAAUAAACAUCAUUUAUUAUCUCAAGAUAAAUUAGCUAAACCUCGUAAGAAAGGUACUCCAAAUCAAGGUCCAAUUUGGAAAUUAAAAUCUUCUAUUCGUCUUCCAAAUGAAGUAGAUAUACGAAAAAUGUUGACUCCUGAAAUGAUAUGUUUAGAAGAAAGCAUGAUGGUGGGAGAACGUCAUUUAGCAGAUGCUGGUUAUAAACCUUCCACUAUUGAUGAAGAAGGGGUAAAUGAAGAUAUGGCAGAUGACUCUAAAUUAGCUUUAGAGGAAUCAAAAUUAGCAAUUGAACAACAAUUAGCUCCUUGGAUAACGACAAGAAACUUUCUUAAUGCUACACAAACAAAUGCAAUGCUUAAGUUGCAUGGUGAAGGAGAUCCCACGGGAAAAGGGGAAGGAUUCAGUUUUAUAAGAAUUUCCAUGAAAGAUAUAUUUUUGAAGGCAGGAGAAAAUGUUCAAGAAAAACUUGCCGAAAUUGAAAAUAAACCAAAAAGUGGUCAUAAAUAUAAUGUCAUGGAACAAUGGAAAAGAUAUAAUCAAGAGAUUUAUCGAAUAUGGAAUGCCCAAUUUUCAUCACUCAGUAUGCGAGAUGAAAAUGCAAUAAAUACGAAAAGUUCCGCAGGUACGAAAAGGAUCGAAUAUAAAUCAGGAGCAGGACAACAACGACGACGAAGUCAAAUUACCACCUCCAAUACACGAAAUGAAGUUGAUAGUGAUACAGAAAUGCGAGAUAGAGAAGAAUAUAUACAAGAAGAUAAUAUACCUGAUCAAGAUGUAUCUCGAUCACAAUCUCCAACUUCUCAAGCAGAUUUUGACGAAGUUGUUUCGGUUGACGGUAGCAUUGGUUCAAGAGCUAAUUAUGAAUGUAGUUCUCAUCGUAAUCGAGCAUUAGUGAUUAAUCGAUUGAUUCGUUCAGAAAGCGGAGAGCCCAUGUGGACCAAAACUCUCGUCACAGAUUCUUCAGUAAUUAAUGCAUACGUUCGUCAUCGACAAAUGAUUGAAGAACAAGCCAUGAGUGCUGAAUUAUUAGAACCAACUAAUGAUGAAGAAAAAAAUAAGAGAUUGAAAAAAAGAAUUGAAGAUCAAUUGGCUAAGUUACGUAGAAAUCAAGAAAGACGUCAACAACGUAAGGCAGCUCGUGAAGCAGCCAAAGCAGCGGUUUCUAGUACUGAAAAUAAUGUCACUAUAACUAAUCCGAAAGAUAAGAAAACAGAAACUUCGAGACGUUGUGGUAACUGUGGACAAACAGGUCAUAUGAAAACAAACAAAAAAUGUCCACGAUAUGGAUUAAGUCCUAUUAUUGCUGAUAACACAUCUAUAAGUCCACCUCCACCUCAACCUCCUUCUUCUACUACUUCUGCUACGGCGGGACCAUCAGGAACUUCGGGAUCAUCAAUUCCUUCAGAUAAUGGUCCACUUAUUGUUAAAAUGGGUGGCAAUAAAAUUUCAAUAAUUACUAAACCAUCAACUGAAAAAGGGACUCAGUCAAACAAGAGUACAAAAUCUUCAAGUGAAACUUCAAAACACAAACGUUAUGCUCCUGAUGUUGAUUCUACUAAUGAUAGAAAACGAAAGCGUACAUUUUCACUACACGAUGCUCACCCUUUUCGUCAACCCGUUACAGCAAAAAUAGCACCUGAUUACAGUGGAAUUAUAAAGAAUCCAAUAGAUUUAUCAUCUAUGGAAAAGAAAAAUUCAGCUGGUGAAUAUAAUUCUAUCAAUGAUUUUAUGAAUGAUAUUAAAUUAAUGGUUGAAAAUUGUAAAAUUUAUAAUGGGGUGGAUAGUCCUUAUACUUCAUGUGCAUACGAAGUCUUGGAUAAAGCAAAAAAAAGACAAUUGUGA